GUCAGCAGUGUCAGCUGUCAAAACAAAAUGGAAGUUGUUGUGGUUAUUGCAAUUUGUUAGUUUUUUUACCACAUUGAAAGGAAACCAAUAUAUUUAGGAAAAUGGCUGGAAUGUCGGCUGCAAAUGCAGCUCCCAUUACAGCUACUGACAGUUUAUCACAAGCGCUGAAGGCUAAUAUAAUUCCUAAUCAAGAAUACCUUUUACAGGGUUCUGUGUUGGAUUCGGCUGUAGAAGUUUUGCUUCAUCGUCUUCGAGGUUUGUGUGAUAACGUUGAUGCUGGUCCGGAAACAUUUGAUGAUCAAGAAGUUUGUUUUAGCUUGCGUGACCCUAACCAACAGGCUGCACCAUUAAUGUUGAGAGUAAGGAAAGCCCUGGACUACCGAGACAUGCCAUUUCAACUUCGUUACAUUGGACAGCCGGAUCUGGGAGACAAAAAUAGGCCCACAGUAGUGCGAUCAAGCUUGGAUAUAGCUUGCAGUGGAAUGCUCAUAGAUUUUCUCAAUGAACUAGGGUGCAGGAUUGAAUUUGAAUAUAGUGUCAAAGGUUACAUGUUCAGAAAAGGUCGCAUGAAGAUAACAGUUGCAAAGGUUUUCAAGAUAUCCCAGGGGUCAAUGCCCCCAGAGCCUAUAUCUCAGAGUUAUCUGGUGGAAUUAUCAGUGCUGGCGCCUCAAGGGCAAGACGCGAUUGCAGAGGAUAUGCGAGCAUUCGCAGACCAGCUACGUCCCCUCGUUCAACUUGAUAAGAUUGACUACAAGAGGCUCGGACAUAUGGGCGUCACAUAGCCCAUGUUCCUCACUUAGGCUGGCCUCACACCGACCGACGCGGACUACGGUACCUCAUCGUGGACCCAAUAGGUUGGUGUGAAGACAGCCUUAGUUGUGCAACUGCACGUUACUGGAUGAACUGGACUUUUAAUUUACCAAGCAAUAUUAUAUCAAUACCAUAGACAUAAAGUGCUGCAUAGUUUGAUAAACAUGAUAUGGUGUGUUACUUACAUACUUUGAUAACUUUUAUUUUUUUUAUAAUGGCAACUUGGAAAUGUGUUGUUAACCAGUGAUUCUUUUACUAGAGAGGUCCAGUACCCGGCUAUAAAUAUUGCAUAUCGACUUUGGGGAAGAGAAAAAUUUUAUGUGAAAAGUAAUUUUAUGUGUUAAUUUGAACUAAUUAAUGUUUAUAAAGUAUAUUCAUCUUUUUAAACUUUACCUGUCCUGCUGAAUACAAUAUUUCUUAAUUAUUUUUUGUCUGAUAAGUUAACUGCAUGUCAAUGUCUAACUCCGUGCAAUUAGGUAUUUAUCUACAUGUUUGAUAAUAAUUAGCAGCCAAUGUAAAGAAUAAUAGUAACACAAAUGUAUCGACCGAUAAUUAAUAUUUACAUAUUUAAUCUGUUCCCUAAGCAAUAACAAUUUGUAAUAAGUAAUCAUUAUGAACAACUCUAAUAGGUUCAAUAGUUAAGCUAAACAAAAUGAAUAAUUUUAGGCUGACAUACUUGUGUGUGUAUCUUUCUCCAUACAGAGAUGAUAACAAAAAAAAAUAGAUUCAGAUUCAACUUUACGUUGUAUGUAUACUAGGU
Molecule: messenger RNA, 1570 nt
Organism: Spodoptera exigua (beet armyworm)
Lineage: Eukaryota; Metazoa; Arthropoda; Insecta; Lepidoptera; Noctuidae
Source: the annotation of a GenBank genome assembly